AUGUGUUUUCAAGUAACUUGUCAAACAUGCCAGAAAUAUACGUGGCAAGGAUGUGGGAAACAUAUCGAUUCAGUCAUGAGUAAAAUACCAGUUGAGGAACGUUGUACGUGUAAGAAAGAUGUAAAGGAAAUUCCAGGUACACCAAUGGAUCUUGAUGUCAAAACUGUAGCGUUAUUAUUGGGAUUGUUAAUUACCACAUAUUGGUGGUUGUCGUGGUAA
Funneliformis mosseae is the source of this 219-nucleotide messenger RNA. The record is from the annotation of a GenBank genome assembly. NCBI's taxonomy places the organism in Eukaryota, Fungi, Glomeromycota, Glomeromycetes, Glomerales, Glomeraceae.